GAGCGUCUGCAGAAGAACAGCACAGACUGAUAGAUCAAAAGGAAGGGCGUGCAGUACCAUCAAGCAGGAGUGUGGGUCCUUUUUACCAUCUUUAGCCAGUUUAAACAUCAUGGCCGACCCGGAAAACCAGCCCGAACAGCCAAAGGCUGCCCCGGAAAAGCAAAUCAUCGCUACCAAAGUGUCGGGUGUGGUCAAGUGGUUCAAUGUGAAGAGUGGAUAUGGCUUUAUCAACCGGAAUGACACUAAAGAAGACAUCUUUGUCCAUCAGACGGCCAUAUCACGCAAUAACCCAAGAAAAGCUGUUAGGAGUGUUGGGGAUGGAGAGAUUGUAGAGUUUGACGUGGUUGUGGGGGAGAAAGGCCACGAAGCAGCCAAUGUUACUGGUCCAGAAGGUGAACCAGUCAAGGGUUCUCCGUAUGCAGCAGACCGGCGUGGCCCAGGAGGGUAUGGCUACCGCAGACGCGCUGCCGGAGGUAAUAGUGGUUUGGGAAGUGGUUACCGACGUAGACCAAGGGGACCUCGUCGCGAAGGCGAUGAAGAUGGGAAAGAUCAUUCUGAAGAGCGUGGUGAAGGAGAUGAAGAAAAUGAAGAAAUGAGCGCUCCCAGAGAAGGGCCUUCUCGUGGACGUGGUUUCCGUGGGCGCUUCCGUGGAAUGAGUUACCGUCCUCGUUAUUUCAACCGCCCCCGUAAAAACACCGAAGGUGAAGAAGUUUCUGCUGAGAAACCCCACGCGGAAGGUGACGCCGAUCAGGAGGCGGGAGAAGAUAAUAAAUCUCGUGGGGCUCGCGGAGGUUUGCGCGAUGGCGCUCGCGGACGUGGUCGCACCCGGUCUCGUGCUCGUGGCUAUUAUGGACGUGGACGCGGAGCCCGCUCUGAUCAUGGACCCGGACAAGAAUCAUCUGAAGGAGUUCAAGAAGAUGGUCCCGGUGAAAGCCGUGGAGCAUACCGUGGUGGUCGUCCUUUCAGAGGACGACGUGGCGGUCGCAGUCGCGGAGCCAGGCCUCGUUCUGGGGAGGGGCUUGAAGGAAAGGUCGAAGGACAGUCCAUGAACGCCACUAGUAACGAGAGCAACGCGUAAAUUCAUGACUCAAGAAAAGAGCGUAUGCAAGGGUGGGGAAUGGCGGGAUAUUGGACGGGAAAAUAAAUCAUCCUUGCCGAACUCUUCUACAACCUUUGUUUUUGUGCCGGUACUAAAACAACCUUGUGUUGGGUCAUACUAAGCAUUUUCUCUUGGUUAGCCAUCUCCACCUAAAAAAAAAAUUACAAGUAAUGACUAUAGGAAUUGUUAACUCUAGCGUACAUGAGGAGGGGAUUGUCUUAAUUUAAUUUUUUUUAGAAAAUCUGGGCGCGUUGGUUGUAAGCGGGUCAAAAUUUUUUUGUUAUUUUUUUCUCUUUUUCCUUUUUUGUUUUUUUUUCCGGUUUUUUUUUAUCGUGGAAAGAACCUGAACUCUGGCUUUUCUCCCUCCACCUUGCUCUCGUCAACUUGUGUGCUUGAUUGCGAACCAUUUGUGCAGAAAAUGCGUAGCCAAACUUUUGCUCGAUCUCGGUCUUAAUUUUUCUUUCCCGUUCUUGUCUCGAGUUUUGCAUCUGUUUUCAAUACUUUGGGUUAUAGGAAAAACAACCUGUAAUAUUUAGUCAGUUAACUAAGUACAAAAUUUGCGCGCCUUAAAGAAAGUGCUGCCCUUUUUUGUUAUUUGACCAUUUUUUAUGUUAAAAUCUUACCCAGCUCUUAAAUUUAAACGGGACUUGAGUAAUACUGACCAAGGUCGAGGCAAUCGUUCGUCUAUUUGAAAGCUUUUGUUUACCGAAGACGAGUCGCUCACUUUUCACAUUACAGUUGGUGAAGUAUGAUACCUGAAUUUGAUUUUCUGAAACCUCAAGCUUUGACAGAAAGUGUUUCGGUAAAUUUGUAUAACUGCAUUGUGUUGGAAAACAACUUUUUCCCAACGAUGAGUCAAACACGUUCACCGUGACUUCUUCGCUAUCAAAGUUUAAUUAGAACUUAUCCUCAUCCACAUGUCACUAUUGGCAACUGCUAAAUCCCCGAGUCUGUACUUGAAGAAAUCUUAAAGGUUUGUCAAUACAACAGCAAAGACA
This is a messenger RNA of Daphnia carinata, 2097 nucleotides long. RefSeq names its product Y-box factor homolog (gene yps). The coding region runs from base 110 to 1078 and encodes 322 amino acids. The transcript is spliced from 8 exons. Gene Ontology annotation, cellular component: nucleus. NCBI's taxonomy places the organism in Eukaryota, Metazoa, Arthropoda, Branchiopoda, Diplostraca, Daphniidae. Gene Ontology annotation, biological process: regulation of gene expression. The record is from RefSeq and is a predicted model, not a curated record. Gene Ontology annotation, molecular function: nucleic acid binding.